Molecule: messenger RNA, 411 nt
Organism: Orycteropus afer afer
Lineage: Eukaryota; Metazoa; Chordata; Mammalia; Tubulidentata; Orycteropodidae
Source: RefSeq, a predicted model, not a curated record
AUGGGGUUUGGAGCGACUGUGGCCAUUGGCCUGACCAUCUUUGUGCUCUCCAUUGUCACCAUCAUCAUCUGUUUCACCUGCUCCUGCUGCUGUUUGUACAAGAUGUGCCGCCGACCCCGUCCGGUUGUGACCACCACAUCCACCACCGUGGUGCAUACCCCAUACCCGCAGCCUUCGAGCAUGCCGCCCAGCUACCCUGGGCCGACGUACCAGGGCUACCACCCUGUACCCCCCCAGCCAGGGAUGCCGGUAGCACCCUACCCAAUGCAAUACCCACCGCCCUACCCAGCACAGCCCAUGGGCCCACCUGCCUACCACGAGACACUGGCUGGAGGUGCAGCCGCGCCCUACCCGGCCAGCCAGCCUCCGUACAACCCGGCCUACAUGGAUCCCCCAAAGGCAGCCCCCUGA